Messenger RNA from Cygnus olor (mute swan), 8005 nucleotides. It is a transcript of the gene CDH18, whose product is annotated as cadherin 18. Gene Ontology annotation, cellular component: catenin complex; adherens junction; plasma membrane. The record is from RefSeq and is a predicted model, not a curated record. The coding region runs from base 792 to 3164 and encodes 790 amino acids. Gene Ontology annotation, molecular function: cadherin binding; calcium ion binding. Gene Ontology annotation, biological process: calcium-dependent cell-cell adhesion; adherens junction organization; cell morphogenesis. NCBI's taxonomy places the organism in Eukaryota, Metazoa, Chordata, Aves, Anseriformes, Anatidae. The transcript has 15 exons.
CGCGCAUAAGAGAGGGAGACUGUAUGUACUAUAGCAUCAGUAUGUGACUGCUGGUGCCUGAUAACAGUGAUACCUAGCUCCUUCAGUGGACAACUCGCUGAGCUACCUUUUUGCAUUUGCAAGAGGAUGCCAGCUCUAAGCCGGUACAACUGAUAACAGACUGGACCUUGGAAUAGUUCAUUUUAUUUAUAAUUGCAUCUCUUAAUGCUCUGCAUGUCUGAAGAAGAGGCUUAUUACAGAAGACAAAAAUUCAUCCUGUCCCCUUAGCUCACAUAGUACUGACGAUAUACAGAGUUUGAUCUUCCAGAGUGGCAAGACUGUUUGACAGAACGCGUUUCUAACCUCGGCUACUCAUCAACUCGUGUUGUGAAAUGAGCAGAACAUGAAUUUUAUUUGAAAUAAGCGGAGAGGAGAGAUACAAUCUGCUGGGUAGAGCAAUGGUCUGGAGUUGAGAAAACAAGCAGCUAAAGAGGCAGUAGGUUUGAUUUGGCAAGUUGUUUGGAAAAGGAGUGGAGAAGUGCCCUGUAACCACUGAACAAUAGAAAAUGGUCGGCUGUGGAGCUCUAUUGUGAAGACCUCAGAAGAAAUAUCAAUUUUUCCAGUCAGCUUUUCAUAAUGUAAAUAUAGUUUGAGCUUACCCCAAUGGGCAGCUAAACCAUGAACACGCAGAAAAACCCAUUUUGGACUGUAUUUCUGAACGAGGCUUCACCUUCCAUCUCGGGAACUUAUUAAAGGAUUACAGCUGAAAAAGACAAAAGAAAGAAAACUUUGACCAGGAACCUUAUCCUACAAUGAGAAUUGCAAGUACAUCUUGUAUCUGCCCAGUCCUAUUUUGUCUCUGUUUUGUGCAGAGGUGUUAUGGAGCUGCUCACCAUGGCUCCAUCAAGGUGACUAGAAAUCAAACCAAACACAUAGAAGGUGAAACAGAAGUGCAUCAUCGUCCCAAGCGUGGAUGGGUAUGGAAUCAGUUCUUUGUUUUAGAAGAACACAUGGGACCAGAUCCUCAGUAUGUAGGAAAGCUGCACUCCAAUUCUGACAAAGGUGAUGGAUCAGUCAAAUACAUUCUUACUGGAGAAGGGGCGGGAACUAUAUUUAUUAUUGAUGACACGACGGGAGACAUCCAUUCAACCAAAAGCCUAGAUCGAGAGCAGAAGACACACUAUGUGCUUCAUGCCCAAGCUAUUGACAGACGGACAAACAAGCCACUCGAGCCUGAAUCUGAAUUUAUUAUCAAAGUACAGGAUAUCAACGACAAUGCACCAAAAUUUACAGAUGGACCAUACAUUGUUACUGUGCCAGAGAUGUCUGAAAUGGGUACGUCUGUUCUACAGGUGACAGCCACAGAUGCAGAUGACCCUACAUAUGGAAACAGUGCCAGAGUAGUAUACAGUAUUCUUCAGGGACAGCCAUAUUUCUCUGUUGACCCUAAAACAGGAGUCAUCAGGACUGCCUUGCACAACAUGGACAGGGAAGCCAGAGAGCAUUAUUCCGUUGUCAUUCAAGCCAAAGAUAUGGCUGGGCAGGUCGGAGGGCUGUCAGGGUCAACAACUGUAAAUAUCACACUCACUGAUGUCAACGACAAUCCACCCAGGUUUCCUCAGAAACAUUAUCAACUCUAUGUUCCUGAAUCAGCUCAAGUUGGAUCAGCAGUUGGCAAAAUUAAAGCAAAUGAUGCAGACACUGGCUCAAAUGCAGACAUGAAGUACACAAUUAUAAAUGGUGAUGGUGCUGGAGUGUUCUCCAUAUCCACUGACAAAGAAACACGGGAAGGAAUUCUUUCUCUGAAGAAGCCACUCAACUAUGAAAAAAAGAAAUCCUAUACACUUAAUAUAGAAGGAGCAAAUACUCACCUUGAUUUCCGCUUUUCACACUUGGGACCAUUCAAAGACGUAACAAUGCUGAAGAUCAUAGUUGGCGAUGUGGAUGAACCUCCACUCUUCACAAUGCCUUCUUAUGUCAUGGAUGUUUAUGAAAAUGCGAAGAUCGGGACUGCAGUUGGCACAGUAACUGCACAAGAUCCUGACACUGCCAACAGUUUAGUGAGAUAUUUCAUUGAUCAUAACACAGAAGAAGAUAGGUAUUUCACCAUUGAUGCUAAUACUGGGACCAUUAAGACCGCCAAGAUCUUUGACAGAGAGGAAACACCUUGGUACAACAUCACAGUGGCUGCUUCUGAGAUAGACAGUCCUGGGCUAGUGAGCCAUGUUCCUGUUGGUGUUAGAAUCCUGGAUGUCAAUGACAACCCUCCAGAGCUCGCCAGAGAGUAUGACAUAGUUGUCUGUGAGAAUGCAAAGCCUGGUCAGGUAAUUCAGACUAUUACUGCAACUGACAAAGAUAACUCUGCAAAUGGUGCAAGAUUCCAUUUUUCUCUUGAUGAAGGGCCUUCUUUGAAUCCCAACUUUACUCUAAGGGACAAUGAAGAUAACACAGCCAGUAUCCUGACUAGAAGAAGGAAAUACAGUCGAACUACUCAAGAUAUCUAUUACCUCCCGGUUUUGAUUUCUGAUGGUGGAGUGCCCCCUCUCAGCAGCAGCAGUACUCUCACAAUUAGGGUUUGUGCUUGUGAGAGAGACGGACGAGUGAGAACUUGCCAUGCUGAAGCUUUUCUCUCCUCAGCUGGGUUGAGCACAGGAGCUUUAAUUGCAAUCCUGCUCUGUGUUGUCAUUCUUCUUGCAAUUGUGGUCCUUUUCAUCACCCUAAGACGUAGCAAGAAGGAGCCCUUGAUCAUUUCAGAAGAAGAUGUCCGAGAAAAUGUUGUGACAUACGAUGAUGAGGGCGGUGGGGAAGAAGACACAGAAGCAUUUGACAUCACAGCACUGCGUAAUCCAUCAGCUGCUGAGGAACUAAAAUAUCGGAGGGAUGUUCGUCCUGAAGUGAAGCCUGCGCCCAGGCAUCAUCCCUCUUCAAGCCUCGACCGUGUAGAUGUUCAGGAGUUCAUUAAACAAAGACUGGCAGAGGCUGAUUUGGACCCCAGUGUGCCCCCAUACGACUCCCUACAGACAUAUGCCUAUGAGGGUCAUAGAUCAGAAACUGGAUCUAUCAGCUCUCUGGAUUCAGUCACAACACACUCUGACCAGGAUUAUAAUUACCUUGGUGACUGGGGGCCUGAGUUCAAGAAGCUAGCUGAACUCUAUGGGCAAAUAGAAUCAGAAAGAACAACUUAGUUGUAAUUCCCAGAACAACUGGAGAUAGAACGACAGCAACAGUAACAACAAAUGAAUACAGUACUUGGAACUGAGCAAGUUGUACACAGUUACUGUAGAACAAGUGCCCUUUUCAUAUUUGAAACUGGGUUCUCCAACUGGAAGAAAGUCAAAUUUGAAAAAUACAGAAAAAAGAAGCUAUUGUCCCUUGUGUAUAUUUUUUAAUUGCUCAAUAAAGUCUGUGGUACCAUAUCUGUAACAGUACCUAAAGUAAAGCCAAGCAAUGACACUUUCAUUGCAAUGUGCUUAACAUCUCCAAGCUAUAGUAAGUUAUGGUCAUGCCUGUAUAGGAAGAUAGCUGAUGGAAGAGCGAAUUUCUUGCAGGUGGUUUUGAUGUUGCAUUUCUAGCUGUGCUCUAGGCCUUGUGAUCCCAGUGUGAGGUAGCCAGUGGGGUUUACUAUGAGUGUGAGAAGUUCUAAGAGUCAGUUUCCUUUAACAGAAGGGAUAAGCCACACCUGUCCUCUUAAAUAAAUGGUCCUUUGACAGUUUACUCUUACUGAAUUAGCAGGUUGCAUUGAGAUGUCAUUUAAUUAUGUCCUUCAUAAUCUUUUCAUCCCUAACCAGCUAACAGAGGGAGGGCAUCAUUAGCUGUCAGCACGAACAUGGCUCUAGCCCAUAACCCCAGAGCUGCUCUGUUACUGUGUGCUAGAGGAACUGUUGUUUCCAGUGUGUGUGCUUUUUCUUUUUGUCUUUUCAUGGGAACACCAUUCAUCUAAAUGGAAUGGAUCCGAAGUACUCUUUAUGCAGCAAAGCAGAUGAAGCAUAGGUCCUUUCAGUAAAAACAAUGGCAGCACCAUUAGAGUAUGCAGUUAUUUGGUUCACUGUGCUUCGCUUAUAUCAAUAGAUGAAGCUUUUGAAGUCUGAAUCCAGGAGCAACAACAGUCUGUUUAUGACACAGAGUUCUUAAUCAUAAUGUGUCUAUUUCUGUGUGUAACUAAAAGCACAAUAGAGCUGCUGGUAAGACACUGGAAUGGAGAAAAUUGAAAAAGUGAGAUUAAGAUGAUGAUGCUUUUUUCUUUUUAGUUCAAUUUAUGGAUAUUUCAUUUCUCUUGCAGUAUUUUCUAUCUAAGCAAUCUAAGCAGAGCAAGCCUUUUUUUUUUUUUUUUUUCUCCUUGUUUCAAGCAUCAUGGGAACAGAAACAUUUUAAGUCAGUGGAGGGUGAAAAAAAUAAAAUGUGUCAUUUGGGGGGUUCAUAUGGAUUAAAUAAAUUGAUCUCUCAUGUUAGUCAUUUUUUGAGAAUUGUAACUUGCUCCUUAAGCUGCUUAACACCUAGUUCAGCAGAUUUAUAUUUCCCUUUGUUUUGUUUGAAACUUCAGCCUUUUGUUUGUCUGUCUUGUGAUAAUACCAUGAGAGGACCAGGAGUCCAUAUCCUAUGAAGGAUUAUGACUGAUAAGAUUCACUAUCUAUUACAGCCUUUUGCUUUUAAGAUGAUUGUAGCUUUGCGUAUGGAAGUGGACUUUUAUAAUAUGUAUUUAAUAGAGAAACUGUUCAGGGCAGAAGCUGUGUACUAUUUUUCUACUCUGUGGGUUGGUGUGGAGAGUGACAUAUAUCUGAACACUGCACAAGAUUCCUCCCUAUGCAUUUCAGGUACCACUUAUCCUUCAGCUUGGAAGAGGAGGGAUUACUUAGAAUCAAAGAAUCACUUAGGUUGGAAAAGACCCGUAAGAUCAUCAAGUCCAGCCAUCCACCUACACUACCAAGUCUACCACUAACCCAUGUCCCUUACUGCCACAGACACGUGUCUCUUAAAUACCUCCAGGGAUGGUGAUCCCACCCCUUCCCUGGGCAGCCUACUCCAAUGCUUAACCAUUCUUUCUGAGAAGCAAUUCUUCUUGACACCUAAUUUAAAUCUCCCCUGAUGCAACUUGAGACUGUUUCCUCAUGUCCUGUCACCCGAGAAAAGGGACCGACAUCCUCCUUGCUGCAACUUCCUUUCAGGUAGUUGUAGAGAGCAAUGAGAUCACCCCUCAGCUUCCUUUUCUCAAGACUAAACAACCUCAGUUCCCUCAGCCUUGUUUUCUAAUACCUUCACCCACUUCAUUGAUCUUUGCUGAACGCAUUCAAUCUUCUUGCUCCUCCUAGCAGGGUCUGUAUUGCUGACCUACAGUGGGCCACACAGGUGAACACUUCCCUUCUUUACUGUAUGGAUGGGUAGCUCAUAGAUAUGACUGAAACUUUUGAUCAGUCCUACUUUAAUAAUUGUCAUUCCUUUUAAUAAACUCCCUCCCAAGAUAUUGUUGAUUUAUUUUGGUUUACACAGCCUUCUGGAAAAAUAAGCAAGUAGCUUUGAAAGAAGCUUUUCAAGCUCUAAAAAAUAUUGUUUGCUCUUACUUCCAGAAUUGUUUUUUAACUAUACUGUUUUCAUUGCAAUUUGAAAAUUAUACCUUUUCUGUCAACAUCCAAACUCACAAACCAGUUUAGAAGGGGGGGAAGCCCCAAACCCUAAAAUGUUCUGCUGAUGAUUUGAAAGUAGUUCCCUAAUCUCUGUUCAGAUUAUUGUUGUUGUUUUUUAAUUUUUACCAAAUACAGAAUCUUCUAAAAAAAAUAAAAAUACUGGAGAGAUUCUCAUUUUAGAGUACAAUUAAACUGAUGCUUUAAUGCAGUGAGAUUUAUAAUUGGGCUGAGAAUGAUUUAUGUAUUUUCUUUUUUGAGGAUAGAGUAAGGAUAUAUUUCAGUUUCGUCCCAAAUGAAGGAACUAGUAGUGCAAGAUUUUGUGAAGAUAUAUUUCCUUUUGAUUUAGAUCACACUUGCUUUAUGUCAACAUCUCAGUUUUUAUACUGUAUGAGUGGAGUGCUAAGAAGAAAAGUCUUUGAAUGUUAGUAGUACCAUGAGCCGUAAUAACUUGUACCACAUAUCCAUGAAAGCUGCAUUCAUUGUUAUAUUAUAGUUUUGAGAGCCAAGAGUUACUUAUCUUUAUGUCUGUUCCCUCUGGUCUUACACCAAAGCAAGGAAAAUCAACUGUGUUUUGUACUUUACGUGGUAUGUCAGUCAUUGUUUUCUCUUUAUUUGCAUCAUAGAACAUUUGGGCUUAAAAGCCAACAGGAGCUAAAUGCAGCGACAUCAACAAUCAACUCCUAAUGCUCAUGUUCUGAUUAAGUUAAUGAGGGAAGGAGGUCACAUCUCAGAGAAAUAUGAAUCCCCUUUUCACCAUUUCUGGUGCUCUCUUGCUGCUAUACAACAAGUGCAUUGUACCCACAGCCCCAGGAAUUCAGAACCAUUUAAAAUUCUGCAGGGUUAUUGAGACUCUGCUUCAGUUAUUCUGCGGUGUGUCCUGUUUGGUAUGUCCUAUCCAUGGUGAUCACCAAAUGUGCUUUUCUGUCAUGAUACGUCUGCAUGCUUGCUAUGCUUACUGUUUUUUACUCCAAUGCACAUCACAGUGCCGUGUUGUGUGCAUGACAAAUAGCAGAAUAUUAAAUCUUCAGGGCCACAGAAGAAGGUCUCAUGAUGCAGAAAGAACAGGUUUGCAGAUUUCUUUCCCUGAUCCCACGGAAUUUUCCUUUGGUACUUGGUGUCCUAUGAACAAAUUUAAACUAUAUUUGAGAAUUUCUAUGUUCACAUCGAUUAAACUGAAAGAAAACUAACACUGCAUGUCAUGGAAGGUACAGUCAUUUUGUAGCACUGCUGAUUUAAACAACGUGUAAAUUCGGUGGAAGUAUUGUGGGAAAAUCUUUCCUAGAUAAUAUUUAAGUCUGGUUGUUGCAUAAGUCUGGACUUUGCUUAAAGCUUUCAUGGACCUUUUGUAUAGCCAUAUUCUCAAAUGUGUUCCAAUUAUCCUGAAUAGUAAUUCUGUUGCUGCUGAACAACUAAAUGCUGAAAACUGCCAGUUUUACUUAAGCUGGAAGAUACAGAGUAAAGUUAGAUGGCACAUGGAAAGGGAUGCUUAAGACAUUUCUGAUUUAGAUUUUAUUUCUGCAACAGCUAUUCAAAUAAUUGUGUGUUUACACCCAAUUAAUUAGUCGCUUUACUUUAAACAAACCCUCUUUCUUGUAAUGGUGGGAGCACUCAGUAUGCUGUAAUCUUGAUGUGUCAUCUGAGAAAAUGUUAUCUAUAAGUAUGAGAUGUAAAAUAUAUGCUGUCAACCUAAAACAGUAAAAAAUGUAAUUUAAUACACUUUAAAGAAAAGGAAGUGUUGGAAUUCAACAGGUUUUGGAUUAAUACAUUGUAAACAAUUUGUUUAUGAGUGUUGCCAUGUUUCAUACACAUAGAACACUAUAAAAGUUGAAAGUCAUUUCACUCUUAUGCACUUUAUUUUUUGCAUUUCUUUGUAGAAAAUCAAAAUAAUUGUAAACAUUUUUGUUUUCAAAUUCUAAUUCUAAUUGAUGCGGUUGUUUUAGUUGCAAAUACUGCAAGAAAAUGUCUGUGUGAAAAUAUUCUCACUGGUAUUUAAAAGAAAUUGCAAAAUUUCUAUGCUCUAAUCCUUUGUCAAAUCAUCCUUUAGAAAAAAAAUAAUAAUAAUUAAAAAUAUAUAUAUAUAUGUAUAAAUAUUGGACCAGUCUGGAGUUAACCAAACUUACAGACUCACACAAAGGAAAUGUUCUAUAUACAGAGGAGAAUAUGCAAUUAUGCUGCCUAGGGUAACUUUGUGGAUUAUAAAGUGCUAAGACCUUGUACUUGCAGUAUAUAUAAAUGGCACAGUGCAUUCUAAGGAACAUUAGGAGUGUGUUGCAAGUAUUGGGCCAUCCUUAUUUUUCCAAAGUCUCCAAAAAUAUAUAUAUAUUUUUUAACAAAAGAGUAAUGUAAAGUAUACCUCCUUAUGCAAGUGUUACUGAUAGAAAUUGUUACAUUUUCUUUUAAUAAACAAA